Messenger RNA from Emys orbicularis (European pond turtle), 2049 nucleotides. RefSeq names its product F-box and leucine rich repeat protein 6 (gene FBXL6). Lineage: Eukaryota; Metazoa; Chordata; Testudines; Emydidae. Gene Ontology annotation, biological process: G2/M transition of mitotic cell cycle; SCF-dependent proteasomal ubiquitin-dependent protein catabolic process; regulation of cell cycle. Gene Ontology annotation, molecular function: protein binding. The coding region runs from base 397 to 1734 and encodes 445 amino acids. The transcript is spliced from 10 exons. Gene Ontology annotation, cellular component: cytosol; nucleus; SCF ubiquitin ligase complex. The record is from RefSeq and is a predicted model, not a curated record.
GAAGUGACGGAUCCGGGAUGGCGCCGCAACAUCCGGCCUCGCGGGCCCCAGCCUGAGGAACCGGCGGCGCGCGCGGGGAUCCCGCUGGGGAAACGGAGUUGCAGAGAGGUGUCACCUGGGGUCGAACAUCCCCAUCAGAGCCGGGAACAGAACACACAUCCGUCAUUUCGAGCGCCACGCCCUGUCCAUGGGUGAACACUCGGAGGCUGGAACCAGUGAAUGAGAUUCAGCUUUUGUCCUUGGCCUGUGUUGGUUUUCACUUAGCUGCCGGGGUGCUUCAGUAGGAACAUGCGGCCAGGACCCGAACGCUCCUAGCAGGGAUUGUCACCUGUCUUUUGUGCCAGAAAUGUGUGGCCAGAUUGUCCCUGCCGAUUAGCCCAGCCGAUACGGGCUACAAUGGAAGAGCCCAGGGCAGCUGCUGGGGCCUCCUGGGGAGAGCGCCUCCCAGUAGAAAUCCUGGUGCAGAUCUUCCAGUCUUUGGUGGCGUCUGAGGGGGCCGUGCCCUUGCUCUGCAGGGUGGCCCGUGUGUGCCGGCUGUGGUACGGGGCAGCCUCCAAUCCCGUGCUGUGGCAGAAGGUGUCAAUCGGCUUCUGCUGGGUGGAGCCUGGCGAAAAGCAGCCUCCCCAGACCGAGAAGAGAAUCCUCGGCACGAUGGAGUGGCUGGUCCCGAACAGGUUUUCACUUCUCCGGGACUUUGCUCUUUGUCACUGGAAGAGCCACGUGUCCGUUGUCCUGCAGGCCCUUGCGGAGUCCUGCCCCCUUCUCCUAUCCCUCAAGCUGACCCACUGCAAUGGAGUGACCACCAAGUCCCUGAGCACACUGGCCGAACGCUGCCCCCGGCUGGAAAGCUUAAACCUGCAGAAUUCCCAGGUUGACUCCUCAGCUGUGGUGAGCUUUCUGGAGGCCGCUGGCUCUCGGAUCCGGCAGCUCUGGCUGACGUACAGCAGCCAAACGAAUGCCAUCAUCGCCACGCUCUCGAGCGGUUGCUGCCUUGGGCUGCAGCUCCUGGAGGUGACCACGGAGAUCAAGCAGAGCAGCCAGCACCUCCAGCUCUCAGUAGAGCCCCUGCAGGCAGCCUGCCAGCAGCUGCAGGUGCUGCGUCUGCUCAAUGUGGUCUGGUCCCCGAAGCCAAGCCCUCGGUUCGUCCCCACCUCCUUGGGCUUCCCACAACUAGAGGAGCUGUGCCUGGCCUCCACCUCUUAUUCCUUUAUCAGUGACGGCGUCCUGCAGAAGAUCCUGCAGGCCUCCACCAGGCUGCGGGUACUGGAUCUGCGUGGCUGCUUCCGCGUGACACCCAAGGGGCUGCAGGAGCUGCCGUGCCCUGAUCUAGAGCAGCUGUACCUGGGCCUGUACUGCAGCAAUAACCACCUGCUCCUGCCCUCGGUGGGCAGCCAUCUGCUCACCUGGAAGUGGCACCACAGCCUGCAGGAGCUCGAUCUGGCAGGGCAGCGCUUCAGCGAGCACGACCUGGAGUGCGCCAUGGCCGCCUUCGGGCAGGGCAGCAGCCGGGCAGCCCUGCGAUCCCUCAACCUGACUGGGACCAACGUCACCGUGAGCACUGUCAGUGCCCUGAUCAUCAGCUGUCCUGCCCUGAGCUACCUCAACCUGUCGUCCUGCCGCUACCUGCCCCAGGGCAUGAAGAAGGUGUAUCGGGGCCAGGACGACAUCCACCAGUGCUUGAGCAAGCUGCUGGCCAGCGCCGACGAGCCGGCCGCUGCACAGGAUACGUCGUAAUGACACCAGCACCUCCCCUCUCCAGAGACAGGCCUGAGGCCCAGGCCUGUGCCAGGAGCAACCCCACGCACAGGCUGAGUGCCAGGGGCUGGUGUUUCGCUGGGACGUUCCUGGCAGCGUGGGUGGCACCUGGGCACCCACCUGGUGCUGUAGCAGCAGGCAGCCUGUUCCCCCGGGAGGAGCAGCCGUGCCUGGUCCCCCGCUCCCCAUUUUGAUAGCGCCCCCUUUUUGUAUGACGUUCCUCUUGGAUUUGUCAGUGUUUUACUGUCCGGCGCAGCGCCCGGUGCUCCAAAAUAAAGGGCUGUUCCUGCAGGG